Messenger RNA from Cotesia glomerata, 1135 nucleotides. RefSeq lists its product as uncharacterized. The record is from RefSeq and is a predicted model, not a curated record. Lineage: Eukaryota; Metazoa; Arthropoda; Insecta; Hymenoptera; Braconidae. Bases 343 to 711 code for a protein of 122 amino acids. The transcript has 2 exons.
UAAUCUUCGAUUAUAAUGACUGAAAUUCAAAUUUUGGCGCGUCAAUAGGAUCGAUAAACUAGGGUAUGGCAAUCACAGACUUACCUAUAGCCAGUUUAGUAGAUACACGUGAUUAUGUUUCGAUUCAAAAAUCUAUAGUGUUCCUCUAUAUUGAAAUCUAGAACAUAACCUAUAAAUCUUUUUCGCGUUUUUAGUGUCGAAUAAAAAAUUGUUGUCAUUACAUUUGAUAAAUAAAAAAAUUUCUCAAGUUUAUGAACAUGUUCCUGAUUCACUCUUUGUGGAAGUGUUAAUUAUUUUGAUAUUACUAAUCUCCAUUUAGUGGAAUAAUUUCAUUGAAACAUCAUGGCAUCAAUGAAGCAAUUUGAUCGAUGUUGUAAUCCUUUUGGGCUGGAGUCUCAUUGUAAAAAAAUUGGUUUGCGUCCAGCGACUGACAUUAUGAAAGAAAUGUUCGGAUUGAGUAAUUAUUAUUUAUUAUGCAGUUCAUGUCGAAAAGAAGCUUAUAAGGUAGUUAAACAACAAACAAAUACUCGUGAUGAUCCUAAUGUUGAUUCAAGUGAUCACGAAGGCAACUCUAAUGACAGUAAUAAAAACGAUGAUCAUUUUGAUAGCGAUAGUAAUACAACUGCCACAGAUCUACCAUUAUCAUUAUCAUUCCGUUCUAUGUCAUUUGAUAACGAACCAAAAAAUUUACAACCAAGCUCGGCAUCUUAAGUUAGCGCUGCAACUCGGUUACCUGUAAUAAAUCAUGCAUUACAGCUGUUAAAUCAAUCACCAAUCCCAUCAAGGAAAUUAAAUGACAAUCAAUUUUUAAACAACAAAAUAAAUCAGAUAUCUGACAGCUUGAAAAAGGUUUUACUCUCUUCAACUGAUGAAGACCCGGUCGAUGAUGAUGGUGAAAAUUUUCGCGCUUUAAUAAAAUUACUGCAAGACAAAUUUAACGAUAAAGAAACGGAAAAAUCAUUGAAAAUACAGAUUUUAACAUUAUUACCUGAACAAUGGAGUGAAAGACGUAUUUCUGAAACUAUGAAUACAUCAAGACAUAUGUCAAGGGUAGCAAAAGCGUUGGUUGAAGAAAAAGGUCUACUUUCAGUACCUGAAUCAAAAUUAGGUAUAUAUAGCAUUAAAUUGAUGUCUU